Molecule: messenger RNA, 1001 nt
Organism: Lobosporangium transversale
Lineage: Eukaryota; Fungi; Mortierellomycota; Mortierellomycetes; Mortierellales; Mortierellaceae
Exons: 5
Coding region: 190-750 (186 amino acids)
Biological process (GO): regulation of receptor recycling; cellular response to amino acid stimulus; positive regulation of TOR signaling
Cellular component (GO): late endosome membrane; membrane raft; Ragulator complex
Source: RefSeq, a predicted model, not a curated record
UUUUUUUUUUGCCUUUUCCACACUCACGUCUGUGCAUUUUAUUUUAAUCAAGAUCUCAUUCACCCUAACCAUUCAUCCAUUGACACAUCAACACUCUCCUACAUUCAUUCAUUUCCCUUUGCUUAUAUAUCCAUAUCCACAUUCACUUUCAUAUCCAUAUUUCAUUUGAUACAGCAAUUUUAACUGACCAUGGGCUGCUGUGGAAGCAAACAGUCUGAUUAUGACGAGGACGAGCGCGUUCCUAUAUUGCGCGCCAAUGAGUUAUAUCCUGAAAAUAGGAUUAUUCAUGGAUCUAUCGAACAGAACCAAGCCCGUGAAUUCGAUUCCUUGCAAAGGAUUGUUGAGCGUACAGCAGGAAACCUGAUCGAUAUCCCGUCAACAUUGCAAUUGGAACGAUUGCAGCAACAGGAAGCUCAACAUCGAUCGAACGAAUACAUCGCUGCACUUAACGCAGUCAAGUUACCCGAACAGACUAUCAAGAAACUUUACAACAUGACAUCUGUCGUCAAGGCCGGAGGUGAUCUUCCGAAUGAGCAAUUGGAUGGUGUUCUCAAAUCAUCCGCUUCUUCCGCAGUAAAUUCGAUCAAGGCACCGUCAGUGCGAGAAGUCCUUGCAGAAAAGGCAAUUGAUUCCAAAACUUUGGGAUGGAUGACAAAUGCAAUGGGUGAACUUCACCGGGCCACUGAGCAAAUUGAUGUUAAGGAUGUAGGCGAUUUGAUCGUGACAUUAUCACCGCCCAAGGUGGCAUAGACCACUCUUAUUUUUCAUUUUUGUUCUAUUCAAAUUUUUUUUUUGUCUGUCUUGGUCCUUGAUCUCGCAUUAAACACACAUUUUUACACAUACACAUAUUCACCCACGCUACAUCCACAUUUACACAUUCAUUUACCCCAGACAACACGCAAUUUCCCUCAUCUCCAUUUAAUGCUAUCCUUUUGUUUCUUUUUUUCUUUUACUAAUGUCAGACCAAGUUUGUGUUUCGUUAACAAAACAAAAGUAAAAAU